Molecule: messenger RNA, 646 nt
Organism: Amoebophrya sp. A120
Lineage: Eukaryota; Dinophyceae; Syndiniales; Amoebophryaceae
Source: the annotation of a GenBank genome assembly
CCGGACCGCUAGAGACAGACAACCAGGCUGUAGCAGGUGCCGAUCCUCUUCUCCCACCGCUUUCGCUCGCAGCUGGCCGGAUAACGCGCAGUGGCGCCCAGAAGCUGCGGGACACAUACGAAAAACUGCAGACGGCGCCGUCUCCAGAGGAUCGUCGUCUGGUGGGACAGAUUGGGAAGACCCUGCAGCAGUUCGAGGCUUCGCAACAGCAGCACCGCGCAGAACUGCAGAACUUACUGUUCACGACAAGAGACGCGCGGCAGGAGGGUGCCCUGCGCAUGCAGGCAUUGCUAGAGCUGGACGAACUCGGGUCGAACGAUUCGGUUGUGCUUCGUUGCAGGAAGUUUCUCUCCGGCGGCAGUGUGCUGUUCCCACCAAAUAAACCCGCGUCCUCCACUGGCGGGGGGGCCUCUCUGCUAGCUCUGUUCGGCGAUUUUGUGCUGCAGAUGGCGAAUACGAUCGAGCGGUCGUGUCUGUACCUCGGAGAGGGCGCGGAGCAUCUGUCUGACGACGAGGCGACGAGAACCUACUUCGAUGAGCGCGCGCGGACCGCAGCUAAUUUGGAGGCGCAAAAAGUUCUGGAAGCGGCGCUUGCCGAGGCGCCGCCGGGGAGUGCGAUGGCGAGUUACGCUGGAUUAGUACUGGA